UGGGGUGCAUCGCUGGGCGAGGGUGGCAGGAGGCUGCGGGUGGGAGAAAGCAGUGCUUGAGCCCCUCCCUUUGCGAAGCCCAACGGCCAACGCUGUUUUUCUCCUCCCCAGCCUCCGCUAGAGCCUCCUGUGUGUUAGUCGCUCAGUUGUGUCCGACUCUUUGCGACCCCAUGGACUGUAGCCCACCAGACUCCUCUGUCCGUGGGAUUCUCCAGGCAAGGGUACUGGAGUGGGUUGCCAUGUCCUUCUCCAGGGGAUCUUCCCGACCCAGGGAUCAAACCCGUGUCUCCUAGCUAGAGCCUCAUCCUCCCCUAAUUGAGAUGAUUUGGAUGAUAAGACUUGAAGCCUUGACACUGUAAUGAGUUGAGAUUUGGGGACCUUGGGAUGGGGUGAAUGUAUUUGCAUGAGGGGCAGAGGACGUCCAAGCCCGAAUGCCCAGAGCCCUGUGUGACUGAGUCACCUCACUUGUUAUCAGUGACUGUGUGGAUGCUACUGAGUUACGAUUCUUGAGUUGACAGUUAUGGUGACCAACGAAGCAACCCAGAGUGGACUUCCUUCCUUUGACUGGACUCAAUGAGGAACCGGAGCUUUGGUACCAGCAGCUGCCCCCUGCGCCCGUCCGCCUCCUUGAGGAGUGCAGAUGAAUUUGGGCGGGUUCCCGGAGGCUGCCGGCGCCGCUGUGAUGGGAGAAGGCCGGGACAUGGACGCAUCACUGCCGUGGCUCCCGUGGCGCCUGGGUGUGGCCAAAGAGCUGGCCUGCUGACGAACCUCCCACCCUCAUGUCUUGAGCGUGGAAGCCUUUCUGGGCUCCUUAUGGAACCGCCCUCUCUGCGAUGGUGGGGAAGCCACCUGCGGGCCUCCUCCCGGGGUGGCUGAGAAAUGGCCCCCUGUCCCCGGCAGGCUCUGCCUUCUGGAAACAGAGAGAAGGCCAGGGAGGGUGCAGCUCAGCGGGUGCUGCGGAUCUGCCCUGCCCUGGGGCCUGGACCACCAGUGGUGACCGUGGCCAGCUGCCACCACCACCACCACGCCCCGCCCCCACCGCCAGCAGAGCCCUUAAAGCCGCCCAGGCUCUGCUCGCCCACGCCCACCAUCAUGAAGGCUGUCCUCCUCCCCCUGCUCACUGCUAACUGGGCUUUACAGCCGGGCACCGCCCUCCAGUGUUACUCCUGCGAGGACCAGGGCAACAACAAGGGCUGCCAGUGCGUGCAGAACUGCAGAACCAUUGCUGGACCGAGCGCGUCGCAUCUCCAGUGCCGGCAGAGGGUCUGGAUGCCCGAGCAUGUGGACAUGGAUGAGACCAGGCCCCCAGCCUCACAGGGCUCAUCGUCUUGGGGUCGACCCAAGCUGACUCUGGAGUUUCAGUCGGAGUCAGGACACGAGGCAGGCCGCGGGAGCUGGGCCAGGGCAGGUGGGUGAGUGCCCAGGGCCCAGCCCUGCCCAGCAUCUCCACCCCCCUCCCCUCCAGAAGCCAUCGGCCUCCUGACCGUCACCAGCAAAGGCUGCAGCUCGCACUGUGUGGAGGACGCGAGGAAUUCCUUCGGGAGCAAGAAAAACGCGUGUGCUGCACCAACCUGAGCAACGCCAGCGGGGCCCACGCCCUGCAGCUGGCCGGCGUCACCUCGUCGCUGCUUGCUGCUCUCGGCCGUCUGGGGCCGGGCCCAGCUGUAGGAUCCAGGAGGACCCUGCUGUGCCCCAUGCCAGGCAGCGGUGUCCAGGGCCCGGGUCACUCCUGACACACCUGGCCCCAUCACAGACCCUCCGAGAACCUCACUCAGGUCGGGUGAUGCCCCCUGCCCUUCCCAGCGCUCCGCGGCUCCCUGGAGGACUCCUGCCCAGCUCCCACUGCCCAGCAGGCUGGGCUUCAUGAUGUGAAACAGCCAGCAGAUAGCCCACCAGACCCCUGCCCAAUAUUCCGACCCACCCUUAACCCUUGCUCAAGCAUGUCUUCCUCCAGGAAGCCCUCCCUGCCUGCCCCUCCACAAGCUGAGCCAAGUUCUGCCUGCAGUGUCCUCCACACCCAGCACAGAGCAGGCUCUUGGGAGGGCCCUGCAAAGGCUGAGAGGAAGUGUUCUGAGUAGGCCUGGAGUCAGCAGUGUGAGGUCCUGAGAGCCCCAAGAGGGGAAGCUCGGAGGGCAGGGCUUGUUCAUGGGGGUUGGGGGGCAGCAACGCCAUACACACAGUAGGCUCUUAAUAAAGGCCCAUGGGCUUGGUGGCAGAGAGCCUCUGUCCUUGCUUGCCCCACGCGGAGGUCAGGUCGGGGUCCGGGGCUGUGCAGGUGUAAACAUGGAAACGUGGAGCAUGUUUAGAGCUCAUAGAAAGAAAGAAAGCCAAGGAUGAGGAUCCCAAGCGCUGGCGCCUGGAAAGCCUCUGCAGGACCCAAGGUCCAGAGGGAAGGACUACGGCACUGAGAGCAGCCAGCCCACUGAGCCGGGCUCCGGGCCCCUCCCCGUGGGGGUCGCUCCGCCCAGGGCCGAGGCUCAGGGCCCCCAAACCCUGCUCUGGACUCUGCAGGCGAGCGUGAGAGGGGAGCCCUGGCUGCACCCUCCAUGCCUGAGACCCGGGUCCUGCCCCACCUCCUGCCGUCCCCGCGGUCUCGCAGCCGUGAGCCUCCACGACAGCUCUGCUCCCAGCCCGGCUCCCCAGGCAGAGGUCUCCUCUCCUGCAGGACAGGGCGCUGACGGCCCCCCACAAGGGUGCGGACAGCACGGGGCCACCUGCAGGGGCAGCCCCCCACCCCCUGUCCCCACACAGAGGCCACGGGGAGGGGCAAAGAGGAAGUGCAAACCCCUGUCCCCAAGCUCCGGGACGACACCUGCCCCCAUCUCACCCUUAUGGUGUUGCUUCUUGUGCAGGAAUGAGGCGCAUUCUGUGAGCUGACACCCUGGUCACACUUCUCAGGGAAACCACUCUUGUCUACCCUCUGUCUCUCCUUGGUGAGGAAUAGAAACCCUGCCAUGGCCAAAGUGGUCCUCCACAUGGACCGGCGUGUUUCUGUUUUUAAGAUGACCCUUGCACCUUGCACGGGGGAGAUGCUGUCUGAUCUGCUCACAUCUCCAGUAGCGGGUGAUGACCCAGCAGACAUGACAGUCCUCGCCACACGCCAGGCUCUUCUCGGCCACCUCCCGCACAAUCAUUCAUUCAUUCCUCCCUACUUAGAGGUGGGGCUGCGCAGAGGAGAAACCUGAAGCAGGGAGGUGAGGCAGUUUGCCCGAGAUCACGCAGUCAGCUAGUUAGAACUGGCAAGGCUGCACAUUCGAACUCCAGUAGAAACAGGCUCAGAGAGGUGAAGGAGCUGACCUGAGGUCACACAGCUGGCUCCUGCCCACCCCAAACCAGGCCCCCCCAGUGGGCAUCUCCUGCUCUGGCCCCAGCUCCCAGCCACACUCAGUCCCAGGCUGUCCUCCUCCAAGGACUCUGGCUGCACUGGACCACCUGUCUGGCCCUUGCAGGGCUGAGGUUGGUGGGCUCCCCGCAGCCUGAUGACUGGUCUGACUCCCUGGGGAUAUCCCCACCCUCCCUACUUGACUCCAGCUGCUCAAGGAGGCAGGCUGAACAGCAGGGAGUGUGGGUCUCUGGGGGGUGCUCUGCAGUCCUGGGGUACCUCAAGGGCCCUUCCUGAGUCAGGAGAGAUGCCCAGUGCUUCCCCACGCCCGGUGGGUGUCUCUCCUGACUCAGGAAGGGCCCCCUGAGGUACCCCAGGACUGUAGAGCACACCCUGGAGACCCCAUCAUCCAGCCCACAUAGGCUGCUGGGGUCAGUCCCCAGGUGAGUCACCGGCUCGCUGCUGAAUGCUCAGGGACUGUCUCUGCCCCCAGCCUGGGCCUGGGCACACAGCACCCAGAAAGGAAUUCCAGCCCUGGGAGUAAUCUGGUCAGUCCCCCCAGAGUCUCCCAGGGUCCACCCCUGCACUUUGACAGAGCUGCCCUCUGCCAGGGCGACCACCCCGUUUUUAUAGAACUGAAUUCCUGCUCCACAGCAGACUGGCUGCCCAGCUGGCACUGCAGACAAACAGGUCUGCUCCGUGGUUCUGUCCAGCCUGCAGGCUACCUCCUCACGGCAAUGUGGUGACCAAGGCGUGUGUGGAUCCAUGUGAGCCCCAAACUGGGACUGGCUAGGCCAAAAGUGCCCACAGAGCUGCUGCCACCGGGAUCCGGGACCCCCGCGCGGAAUUGCUGGGGUCCGGACCCAGGGGCGGGGUCCAGGUGGGGCCCGGGUUGAGAGAGUCCUUUCCUAGGCAGGUUGAUAGGAAGUCUAGGGGUCCCCAAGGAGAGAGGGGUCUGGAAUUCUCAAGGAGGAAGAAAGGACAA
This is a messenger RNA of Cervus elaphus (red deer), 4307 nucleotides long. It is a transcript of the gene PSCA, whose product is annotated as prostate stem cell antigen. The transcript is spliced from 5 exons. NCBI's taxonomy places the organism in Eukaryota, Metazoa, Chordata, Mammalia, Artiodactyla, Cervidae. The record is from RefSeq and is a predicted model, not a curated record. Bases 880 to 1416 code for a protein of 178 amino acids.